Molecule: messenger RNA, 3224 nt
Organism: Chinchilla lanigera (long-tailed chinchilla)
Lineage: Eukaryota; Metazoa; Chordata; Mammalia; Rodentia; Chinchillidae
Gene: Ttc13
Product: tetratricopeptide repeat domain 13
Exons: 23
Coding region: 91-2628 (845 amino acids)
Molecular function (GO): protein binding
Source: RefSeq, a predicted model, not a curated record
ACUACGACUCCCGGCAGGCGCUGCGCCCGUCCGCCUCGCCCACCUGCUCGCUACGGGACAAGCACGGCCGCGCGUGCGCCGUGCUUGAAGAUGGCACCUGCGGGCCGCGAGCGCCGGUGCCGGGGCUGCGCGGGGGCUCGGGCGCUCCCGCUAAUCUUGCUGCUGGGGGCUCUGGCCUAUUCGCGCGCCACGGAGCACUACUCGCCGCUGUCCCUGCUCAAGCAAGAAUUACAGCACCGACAGCAGCAGGAGGGCCCGGCGGGUGGCGGCUGCCCGCAAUCGGGGGACUGGGCGGACCAGUACCCGGCAGACUGCGAGUCAUCCUUUUUGAACUUCCACGAGUCAGACUGUGAACCCAAAGGAUCGCCACCCUGUGACUCCUUGCUUUCUCUCAACACUGAGAAGAUUCUGAGCCAGGCCAAGUCUAUUGCAGAACAAAAGAGAUUUCCGUUUGCCACUGAUAAUGACAGCACAAAUGAAGAGUUAGCUAUUGCUUAUGUGUUGAUUGGCAGUGGUCUGUAUGAUGAAGCAAUAAAGCAUUUUUCAACAAUGCUUCAGGAGGAGCCUGAUCUGGUUAGUGCAAUUUAUGGCCGAGGGAUAGCCUAUGGAAAGAAGGGACUACAUGACAUUAAGAAUGCUGAGCUUGCUCUGUUCGAGCUGAGCCGAGUAAUUACCUUGGAGCCAGACCGUCCAGAGGUAUUUGAACAGCGAGCAGAAAUUCUGUCUCCUCUGGGGAGAAUUAAUGAGGCAGUGAAUGAUCUCACUAAAGCUAUUCAGCUUCAGCCGUCUGCACGGCUAUACCGACACCGGGGGACCCUGCACUUCAUAUCCGAGGACUAUGCCACAGCACAUGAGGACUUCCAGCAGUCCUUAGAGAUGAACAGAAACCAGCCCACGGCCAUGUUGUACAAAGGCCUGACCUUUUUCCACAGAGGACUUCUCAAGGAAGCUAUUGAGUCCUUCAAAGAAGCUUUGAAGCAGAAAGUUGAUUUUAUUGAUGCUUAUAAAAGCCUGGGGCAGGCCUAUAGAGAACUGGGCAACUUUGAAGCAGCCACCGAGAGCUUCCAGAAGGCACUGCUGCUCAACCAGAACCACGUGCAGACGCUCCAGCUCCGGGGGAUGAUGCUGUAUCACCACGGCAGCUUGCCGGAGGCCCUGAAGAACUUCAAGAGGUGCCUGCAGCUGGAGCCGUACAACGAGGUGUGCCAGUACAUGAAAGGGCUCAGCCACGUUGCGAUGGGGCAGUUCUACGAAGGGAUAAAAGCGCAAACCAAAGUGAUGCUUAAUGACCCUCUCCCUGGCCAGAAGGCCAGCCCAGAGUACCUUAAGGUGAAAUAUCUCCGAGAGUAUUCUCGGUAUCUCCACGCACACUUGGAUACCCCACUCACGGAGUAUAAUGUGGACGUGGAUCUGCCAGGAAGCUUCAAGGAUCACUGGGCCAAAAAUCUGCCUUUCCUCAUAGAUGACUAUGAGGAGCAGCCCGGCUUGCAGCCCCACAUAAAGGAUGUCUUACAUCAGAAUUUUGAGAGUUACAAGCCUGAGGUUCAGGAGCUAAUCUGUGUUGCUGAUCGCUUGGGAUCGCUGAUGCAAUAUGAGACCCCGGGUUUCCUGCCAAACAAGAGAAUACACCGAGCCAUGGGCCUGGCAGCACUGGAAGUCAUGCAAGCUGUCCAGCGCACAUGGACCAACUCAAAAGUCCGCAUGAAUGGAAAAACCCGUUUGAUGCAGUGGAGGGACAUGUUUGACAUCGCAGUGAAGUGGAGAAGGGUUGCUGACCCGGACCAGCCUGUGCUAUGGCUGGACCAGAUGCCAGCACAGAGUCUCAGCAGAGGUUUCAACAACCACAUCAACUUAAUAAGGGGACAGGUGAUUAACAUGAGAUAUUUAGAAUAUUUUGAGAAAAUACUUCACUUUAUUAAAGAUAGAAUUCUUGUUUAUCAUGGAGCUAAUAACCCUAAAGGAUUGUUAGAAGUCAGAGAAGCUCUGGAAAAGGUACACAAAGUGGAAGACCUUCUUCCAAUUAUGAAGCAGUUUAAUACCAAAACGAAGGACGGGUUCACCGUGAACACGAAAGUUCCCAGCCUCAAAGACCAAGGGAAGGAGUAUGAUGGGUUCACGAUCACCAUCACAGGGGACAAAGUUGGCAAUAUCCUGUUUUCUGUUGAAACUCAAACCACAGAAGAAAGGACACAAUUAUAUCAUGCUGAAAUAGAUGCACUUUAUAAAGAUCUGACAGCAAAAGGAAAAGUAUUGAUUCUUUCAUCAGAAUUUGGGGAGGCUGAUGCUGUCUGCAACUUAAUCUUGUCCUUGGUUUAUUACUUUUAUAAUUUAAUGCCCCUCUCUCGAGGAUCUAGUGUCAUCGCCUAUUCUGUCAUCGUGGGGGCGCUGAUGGCCAGUGGGAAAGAAGUAGCAGGGAAAAUUCCCAAGGGCAAGUUAGUUGAUUUUGAAGCUAUGACCGCCCCUGGUUCAGAGACCUUCAGCAAAAUAGCUAAGAGCUGGAUGAACUUGAAAAGCAUCUCCCCUUCAUACAAGACCCUCCCAGCAGUGUCAGAGACGUUUCCUACAUUAAGGUCAAUGAUUGAGGUGCUAAACACAGACUCCUCUCCACGAUGUCUCAAGAAACUGUAGUUAUGCAUGGAGUUUGUACAUGUGAAGGGCCAGGCCUCUUGCUUCUUAAGUUAUUUUUUAAAACAUGGAAUUAAGAAAUUAGGUCUUUUAUUACUUUUGAUAUCAAUUUUUGAUAGGAAUUGAAUACUUGAAAUCAUUUUCUUUACUUUCUGAACCAUAAAAUCAUGAAAACAGGUUUCGGGGGAAAAACUACUUGACAAGGAAGGGACGUGUAUGUAUUACCUGGCAGCCUGAUGGUUUCCACUUGUGAACUGACAUGACUUCUUCCUUAUGGCAAAAAGUAUUUACUUCAAAAACCAAAAAUUAGGUGAACAAAGCCAAGAACAAUCAAGGAGUGUCUUCGUGCUGUGGGAUAUUUGGCUUCUCAGACUUUCCUCGUGUGAGCCACACGCCGGGCUUUGCUCCUUGGCUGGUGGGUACUCCGUCCUCCCAGCACUGUGGGUGGUCCAUGGGCUGACCGCACGCGCCACAGCUGAUAGCUGGGAUCACUCGGUCCGAAGAUGCACACAGUAUUUGCCAAUGUCCAAAACAUUGAAUUGCUGAACCAUGUCUUGUCUUUGCUGGAAAAAAUAAACCGCAGUGAUUUCUAUAAGUCA